Molecule: messenger RNA, 1235 nt
Organism: Urocitellus parryii (Arctic ground squirrel)
Lineage: Eukaryota; Metazoa; Chordata; Mammalia; Rodentia; Sciuridae
Gene: Dcxr
Product: dicarbonyl and L-xylulose reductase
Biological process (GO): glucose metabolic process; xylulose metabolic process
Molecular function (GO): carbonyl reductase (NADPH) activity; L-xylulose reductase (NADPH) activity
Source: RefSeq, a predicted model, not a curated record
CCCAGCACAGGGUUCCCAGGAAGAGUCGCCAUGGAGCUGGGGCUUGCGGGCCGUCGGGCGCUGGUCACCGGCGCUGGCAAAGGCAUCGGACGCAGCUUGGUCCAGGCGCUGCAUGCGGCGGGGGUACGGGUGGUGGCUGUGAGCCGGACCCAGGCCGACCUGGAUAGCCUUGUCCGCGAGUGUCCUGGAGUGGAGCCCUUGUGUGUGGACCUGGCAGACUGGGAGGCCACUGAGCACGCCCUGGGCAGCGUGGGCCCCGUGGACCUGCUGGUGAACAAUGCUGGCGUGGCACUGUUGCAGCCCUUCCUGGAGGUCACCAAGGAGGCCUUUGACACGUCCUUUGAUGUGAACCUGAGGGCUGUCAUCCAGGUGUCCCAGAUGGUGGCCAGGGGCCUGAUUGCACGGGGAGCCCCCGGGGCCAUUGUGAAUGUCUCCAGUCAGGCCUCCCAGCGUGCACUUACCAAUCACACUGUCUACUGCUCUACCAAGGGUGCUCUGGACAUGUUGACCAAGGUGAUGGCCUUAGAGCUCGGGCCCUACCAGAUCCGAGUGAAUGCAGUCAACCCCACAGUGGUGAUGACACCCAUGGGCCAGGCCAACUGGAAUGACCCCCACAAGGCCAAAGUCAUGCUGGACCGCAUCCCACUUGGCAAGUUUGCAGCCCCUUGUCUGUGCCCGACAUGCCCCCCCUGCCCACAGAGGUGGAGAAUGUGGUGGACACCAUCCUUUUCCUGCUGAGUGAUCGAAGCAGCAUGACCACAGGCUCCACUGUGCCAGUGGACGGGGGCUUCUUAGCUACCUGAGCCCGCCCACCUCAGCCCCAUACUUAGCCUUCCCCUGCCCUCCAAUAAACCUCAUUCUUCAGCUCCCUGUGUGCCGAUUCUGAGGGAGGCCCAGGCCCAGCAGAUUCACCAGCCAGACCAGGUGGUGGCCUGGCUCUCACACCUGAGACUCAGGCCCGACUGGCCUUCUGGCAGGAGCUGGGGGGUGAAGUCUUCAUGAAGGCUGGCUCCUACAGUGGUGGCCUGUGGCAGGGAGCUGUGUGGCAGGGAGCUGCAGCCACCUGACUGUGGGCCUCCCUUGGAGUUAACGAGGGAGAGGCACGUCAAAUUCACUCAUGCACUGGUGCCCGAGCGACCUGGUUGAUUUGACAACUGUCCCCCCAUACUGGAACACCCCACAGCUUUUGUGCUCCAGCUGUGGGCUUGCCCAUUUCUGUGGUGUAAAGACCCUAU